Rhodofomes roseus is the source of this 1198-nucleotide messenger RNA. RefSeq lists its product as uncharacterized. Bases 131 to 1123 code for a protein of 330 amino acids. The transcript has 7 exons. Lineage: Eukaryota; Fungi; Basidiomycota; Agaricomycetes; Polyporales; Fomitopsidaceae. The record is from RefSeq and is a predicted model, not a curated record.
GAAGACGAGGAUCAGGACAUGGAGAUGCAGGCCGAGCAGGAUGACAAGUUAAAGAAGGGUGCCAGUGGAGGCAAGGUGGUGUCCACAAAGGCCAAAAACUCAAAGAAGGCACGAUUUCCUCCACCGUCAGAUGGAGGAGGAGGAGGAGAGCAGCACAGACCAGGAAAGGGAUAAUGAUAGUAACAGCAGUAUCAUGUUCCCAAAAAGCAAACACACCACAAAGGGCAUGGGAAAGAGAAGGCAGGGUUCCAGCGGUGUUGCACGGAAACACAUUCGGAACCAUGCUCUGGUGAUGGACUUGCCAGACAGUGUCCGCCCGGUCAAGAAUAUGGGGGCCUUGUACCUCAAGAUGCACAUCACGCUUGAGCAAGCCUGGACAAUGUAUGAUGGCUCCACCAACGAUCGCCUGUCAGACAGGCAUGAAGUCUUGAAGGCAGUUAUGACAAUGGUGGUGACCCACAAGAACAAGGACGGGUGUGUUCCACGGGAUCUUGCAGCUGCAUUGGAUGAGCUGCGAGGGGAAGAAGACAAGGUGGUGGCCCUGAGGAAGAUGGUGCUUGACCUGGUCUGGCAGGGCGCGUCGCAGAUGAGGAACGACCUCAAGAAGAAGGCAAAGCAGGUUGUCGAUGAGGCGUAUGGAUUCGCGGGGCUGAAAGCACCUAAGAAGGAGGCCCUGGCAAUGUGGCUGCUGAAGACCUACAAGCAGAGCGUGAAGGGAGGCUACGCCUACGUGCCUUACUUCACCUUCCCGGUGAAGGAGGUUGUCUGGACAGAUGGGCAGAAGAGCAAGGGUGGUAGUCAGGUCAAUGAGCAGAAGAGCAAACUGGCCAACACGAAGCUGUUCCAGCACCCUGCCAUUGCCAAGCUCAUCUAUGCAUUUUGGUUCAGCUUAUCGCAUAAGGAGGUGAGAGAUCGGCGCGAGAAGUUCAGCAGUGUCCCGGACAACCUCAUCGCCCUGGUCUGCAAUGCAGUGAGUACAGGUAUUCAUCAUUUGAACACGCUAAGGCUGCUGGUAAACAGCUGGAGGCAGCUAUCAAGGACCAUCUGCAGACCAGUGCAAGCAAUGCACUGGACUUGCAAUUCUCGAACAAGAUCUAUGCGCCAAAGUGGAACGACCACAUGACGAUCCUUGAGGAGAUGUGCAAAGUGCACCCAGAGGUAUACCAACGCAUGCAGAGUGGCAUCUGGACCCACGUCA